AUGCUGAAGCAAUGGCUCAAUCUGCAUAAUCAACGUUCCGUCUUUGCCCUGAUUCUGGGCGUUUGCCUCGGGCUGUUUUUGGGGACCUUUUUGAGUGUGGAUGAGCAGAGGGAUGUGGAUCAAUAUAUCGCUUUAAAUUCGUUGAAAACUACGGACAAUUUGCGCAAUAUUUAUGUAAAAUGUGUGGUCAUUGUGCAACCCUCCAAUCCGAAGCCGCACAAAUUUGUGGGCUCGAUUAUUGAGACGUAUGGCGCCAGAUGUAAUCGGACCAUCAUCUUUAGCAACAGCAAUAAACUUCAACGUCAACUUGGAGGUAGGAAGAGUGACGUUACCCGCUUUAUCAUGGCCAUAAACUUUUUAAAUCAUCUCGCAAAAACCAUCGUCAAAUAUACAUACAUGUACAUAGUAAUCUUUCAGAUUACGCCGACGUUUUUACAAUCGACAGUUCCUAUGGUUGGACAUCAUUUUCGAUCUUCCAUCGAGUCGCUGAAUUCAUUCACAAAGAAAAGACUACAGUAAAAGCUGAUGCAAUCGUGUGGACGGUCUUCUUAAACGAGCAGAAUUACAUUAUCCCCGAGAAUCUGAGAUUAGUGGCCGCUGGGUACACCAAGGAACAAGCAGUUAUCCUGGGGAAACUCCAAGAUUAUAGGUCAGCUGAUUUUUUUACUGUAGAUGUUAGAACUCAUACUUUAUAUAACUAAUGCAUUUUCUGAUUUUUCAGAUCUCCCUUCUCAUAUUUCUUCCCCUUUUUCGAUAAUCACGGGUUUGCUUUGGAUGCCGGCCUGGCCAUGUCAUCCAAUGCCUUAGGGCUUGUUGCUGAUUACAGUUGUAAGCCCGGUUGGUUGAGUCCCUUCUACUCCGGGAAAGGGCUUUUACAAUGCGCCAAAACCAAAGGAAUCUUGGUUGUGGAUCCUGUUGAUGAGGUAGGUCUAUUAGCUCGUACAUAUAUAUUAUACAUACGUACAAUAAAAGACAUGGCAAGAAUUCGGUAUUAAAUGUAUUAAUGUUACUAUGUUUAAAUCGCUUUUGUAGGAAGGAUACCACUUGUUUGUCGAGGAAAAUCUGCGGAAUCUCUUUUCGACCGGUCAAUUUACAAAGAAAGAAAAGUCGUUUGAGGUAAUUUCUCGCAAUUUUUUACUUCUUUAUGACUGUAAUUGGCAUUGUAUGAAUACAGUGUUAAAAAAAUUCGUGACUUUAUUUUGGUUUCAGGACGCCGGAAGCAAAGCCAAUUGCUGUAGCGAUCGGUUAAUUUCGGUGGGACGUGUGGCUCAUCGUGAUCUCCGGGUAAUGGAAUACUUUGCAUAUCAUGUGAAAGUGGUUGGGUGA
Molecule: messenger RNA, 1326 nt
Organism: Bursaphelenchus xylophilus (pine wood nematode)
Lineage: Eukaryota; Metazoa; Nematoda; Chromadorea; Rhabditida; Aphelenchoididae
Source: the annotation of a GenBank genome assembly